GACAGCUUCAUAAUAGAUGAAAUAACUGUUUAUAUGAAAUUUAUAAAGUUGGCCGGUUACUAUUUAGUAUUUAUACGCCCUAUAAAUAGGGACUACUGAAAAUGUGAAAGAUAUAUCCAUAGACAAAAUAAGAGGAAACCAGCUUUUUACAUUGAAAUGAGGCCUGCUCUUGCUCUGCUUGCUUUCCUCUUCCUUUUCUUGUUUGCUGCUACUAUAGAAUCAAGAAAAGAUCUAAAAGAAUACUGGAAAACUGUUAUGAAAGAUGAAGAGAUGCCAGAGGGAAUUCAAGGACUUCUUCAACUGAAAUCUGAGACCGAACCUUUGAAAAAAUCCAAAGCCCAAGAAAAACAUGCCAAAGGUAAAUGUGAUGAGCAUUCCGUGAACAAUGAGUUUGAACCAAUACCAAGUACUACAAGAUAUGAUGGUGAUGGUUAUAAGAGUGUUAAACUACCGGUGAACAACGAGUUUGAACCCAUACCAAGUACUACAAGGUAUGACGGUGAUGGUUAUAAGAGUGUUAAACUACCUGUGAACAACGAGUUUGAACCCAUACCAAGUACUACAAGGUAUGACGGUGAUGGUUAUAAGAGUAUUAAACUACCGGUGAACAAUGAGUUUGAACCCAUACCAAGUGUUACAAGGUAUGAUGGUGAUGGCCAUAAGAGUGUUAAACUACCGGUGAACAAUGAGUUUGAACCCAUACCAAGUGUUACAAGGUAUGACGGUGACGGUCAUAAGAGUGUUAAACUACCGGUGAACAAUGAGUUUGAACCCAUACCAAGUGUUACAAGGUAUGACGGUGAUGGUCAUAAGAGUGUUAAACUACCGGUGAACAAUGAGUUUGAACCCAUACCAAGUGUUACAAGAUAUGACGGUGAUGGUUAUAAGAGUAUGAAACUACCGGUGAAUGACGAGUUUGAACCCAUUCCAAAUAUUUCAAAGUAUGAUGGUGAUAGCUAUAAUAAUAUGAAACUACCAGUAAAUAACGAGUUUGAACCCAUUCCAAAUCUUUCAAAGUAUGAUGGUGACAGCUAUAAUAAUAUGAAACUACCAGUAAAUAACGAGUUUGAACCCAUUCCAAAUGUUUCAAAGUAUGACGGUAAUGGUUAUAAUGGUAAGAAACUACAUGUGAACGAGGAAUUUGAACCGAGGCCAAGCGCCACCAAGUAUAAUGAAUAAAUAAUAAUUGGGAAAGUGGAGCCUUAAAAGAAAAUGUGUGCUAAGUGUAUCGAAUAAUAAAUUUGGUGUGAUGUAUUAUUGUAUUUGAAUAAAUUAAUAUGUAAAAUAUUGGAUGAUUUAGAAUCAUUUUAAUAAUAAUAAUGUGCAAUCUUUUCUUUGUUA
This is a messenger RNA of Trifolium pratense (red clover), 1341 nucleotides long. Its product is annotated as organ-specific protein S2-like. Lineage: Eukaryota; Viridiplantae; Streptophyta; Magnoliopsida; Fabales; Fabaceae. The record is from RefSeq and is a predicted model, not a curated record. The coding region runs from base 157 to 1179 and encodes 340 amino acids. The transcript is spliced from 2 exons.